This is a messenger RNA of Cryptomeria japonica (Japanese cedar), 8747 nucleotides long. RefSeq lists its product as uncharacterized. Lineage: Eukaryota; Viridiplantae; Streptophyta; Pinopsida; Cupressales; Cupressaceae. The record is from RefSeq and is a predicted model, not a curated record. The coding region runs from base 618 to 8510 and encodes 2630 amino acids. Gene Ontology annotation, biological process: regulation of DNA-templated transcription. Gene Ontology annotation, molecular function: zinc ion binding; protein binding; histone H3K36 methyltransferase activity. The transcript has 16 exons. Gene Ontology annotation, cellular component: chromatin; nucleus.
UCAUGCAAUGCCCCGUACCAUUCAAACAAAUAGUAAUUACAAUUGUAUGGACUCAUCGUCACGUCAACAAAUAUGGCUAUAAAAAUUGAAACGAUGGUAAAUUUCUUGUAGAAGGCGGGGCCAUCCUUCCUUGAGGUGGAUGGCAUUGGCAGUAUUCAUGGUUCUGGUUUUCAUUGAAUCCAAAGCGAGAAAAUUUACGAGCUUUGAAUCUUCCCCAAUGUCCACCUUGGCAGACGAAAAGUACUUCAUACGUGUCAGCUAAAUUUUAGGUAUAAAAAGAAAGGAGUAGACAAAGUACCGGGCAAGGUAAUGGAGGAGAUGCGUUAACCCUAGGCCGUGCCGAUUGACUGGUGAAAUGAUAAGCACAGCAGAGGAUCAACACAGGAGCGCAAAUUCCAUAUCAUGUAUGUAAAUUUGUUGCCUGAUAUUAUUGAAUUGAUUUUUUUGGUUUUUGGGUGGUGGUUUUGCUUUUCCCCAAUUUGGGAGGGGAAAUCCAUGUAUAAUAACUUUUAGGGUUUCUGAUGCAAAUGGGAAAGGAUUCGUUUUUAAAGAUGGUUGCUCGAGGAUUUUGAGAUCAGUUUUGUGUUUCGGUUGUGGGGGGAGGGCUUGGUGGGAAAAUGGGGGAUUUGAGAAAUUUAGGGCUGCAUGAGAGUGCUGGUUCGGAUACGGAAGAUUUGUUGGUGACGAGUAUGAAUGCUCGUCAGUUGGAGAAUUGUUUGGGUGCGGCUAUUGUUUGGAGAGAGGUGGACGUGAGGGGUCAAGAAGCCAGGCAGGCGACCAAUGUUGGGUUUCCUUAUCAAUGCUAUUCGUCUCCUGAUAAUGAUGAUGAGUAUCCCUUGCUAAUUCAUACAAGACACACUUUGGAUGGUUAUGGGAGCUAUCAGGAGCCCUUUGUGAACGGUUCUUCAUUCUACCACCAGCCGGCUGUUGAGGUCAGUGGUGGAGAGGUUUUGAAAUUUCAACCGGGUGUUAAAGAGUUUGGUCUGAAUGUGGAUUCUGAUAUUUUUGAGUCGUCCCUGAGCAAUGAUGGUAGAGAGGAUGAAGUUUGUGAUGGAAGAAGUCCAGAAAAGAAUGGGAUUCCUGUAGAAUGCCCGGGUGAGGAAAUUAGUGAGGACAGCAAAUGUGGGAAGAUAAGUGGCGAGAAAUAUGGGAGUCUUAAAGAAUGCCCAAAUGAUCAGAUGGCAAAUGCAGCAAGUUUAGAAGAUAUUGAAAUUCGGGGUGAAUGCAAAAAUGAUAUUGCUAGUGAAAUUCACAAGGACUACCUAAAUGAGAAAGCUGUUGAGGAUAAUGUAUGUUUUGAGACAAGUUCCGGGAAAUAUGACAGUCCCAAAGAAUGCCCAAAUUAUCUGGUAGUUAAUGCAGGGACUGUAGAAGUUAAAUUUACAGAGGAAUGUGCUAAAAAAACUGAUAGAGAAUGUGUUCCAUGCAAUGGAGAAAUCUUUUUGCCUGCUCAAACAGAAGUUGGACAGGAUUCUGAUAUGAUCUGUACCGAUACAGGAGAAAUGGAUGCCAUUGCUUUGGAAACAAACGUUUACAAUUCAGAGCAACAGGUUCCAUUGGAAAUAUAUGUUAAACCAAAGGGCCGAAAAUCAUCAAGGCGGAAGAAAGCUACUGGCUCUAGAAAACGUAUAUCCAGGAAAAUUUCUUCUCAGAAGGUAGAAAGUAUUGAUCCCUCUGCGGAUGGAACAGUUGAUCUUUUAGAUUCGAACAAUUCAGAAGGGCAAGAUGCAUUAACAACUCCACAAAUCGCCGCCAUUGAUACACCAUUACAAUCCAGCAGUGUAGUGUCUUCUACGGAAGAAACAUAUGAUGGGACAAAUGAAGUAGCUAAGAAUCUUUUAGCAAAUUCAAAAAAUAUUGACAGAGAUACUGGACUUUAUGCAAAUAACAACUUUGCAGAUGGAAUCAUUGGUAGAAUCACUAGAAGCAGAGCUCAUGGGAAGGUUUGCACGAGAACACUUAUUCAUGAUUCUUUGUUAGACAAACGCAAUCCGAUAUUUGCUAGUAAAAUGACAGGCAAGCGUAGCGUGUUAGGUAAGACUAUAAGAUCCACUGCAUGGGGGGGACUUGAAAACUUAAGGGAAGGAGUAGGACUAAAGAAAACAGAAAUAGCAUCGAAAUCUGAACUAUCAUGUUUAGAUACUGAAUUUGGUGUAAGAAAAAUUAUUGGCGAUGUAAUCCACAUUCAACAGGUGACAAAAAGAGGGUGUGGUGUAAGAUGGCAAGGACCUGAGACAAAUCUGGAACAUCACCAAUCAGACCAUGUGAAAUCUCCUACAGUUGGUAGGUGCAGAAAUUUUACAAAAGAGAAGAAUGAUGAGCCAGAAAGAGAAGGUCUGCAGGGUUCGGGUUUUGUACUAGAAUUCAGAGGAUCAGAUGAGGACAUAUUAAAUGCUCGGCGAGGUGAAUUGUCAAACUUCAACGAAGACAUUCAUUCUGGAGGAGAAACUUCGACAGAGAAGGACAUAGGAGAGGAGCAAAAAUGUUCAGGAAUAGAGAUAGAUAGAUGUUCUACUGAUCAACCAAAAUGCUAUUUGCGACGUGAAGUUCCAAGGUCACUUGGAUAUGUGGAAAAAAAAAGUACAUGUCAUGGAGAUUUGAGUGAGUUAGGUAGAACGAAUAUUGAGGUUGAUGCUCCCCAUGGAGAUGGAUGGCCUGCUGAUGUUAUUGACAGAGAUCGAAGUUCUACUGAUCAAUUAAAAUGUUAUUUGCCACAUGAAGCUACAGAAUCUCUGAGAAAGGUAGAAGAGCACAAUGCAUCUCACGAACAUUUGAAUGAGUCAUUUGAAACAAAUAUUGAGGCUGUUGUUCAUCAGAAUUAUAGAGGGAAACCAAGAGGGGGUGGUGUAAAAAGACAGAAACCAAGAAGGAUUAUUGGUAGUGGGCAAUCGCGGCAGACUAAAUGUCUUGUAGAUGAUGGCAGUAAAAAUUGUCAAAAAAAGAGUAAUGAGAAGCAGCAAAAAGGUUUUCUUCAGGAUCAGUGUUUUGUGAUAGAAUCCAGUGCAUCAGAAGAUCACAUAUUAAAUGUUCAGGAAGGUGAUUUUUUAUGUUCUAGUAGAGAUCUUCCUUAUGGUGCAGGAAUUGGAAGAGAAGAAAACACCAAACAGGAGCAAGAGUCUGUAGCAUUUGAGAAAGAUCGACUGUCUGAUGUUUUAAAACCAUCAGGGAGAGUUGAAGAAAAAAACAAAGGUGAUGGACAUUCGAAUGAGUUAUGUAUAACAAACAUUGAAGAUGAGAAAGCCCAAAAUAAACAAUGGGGAAAGAGAGGGAUUGGCAUAGAAAGGCAUCAACCUGGGAAAGUUUGGGACAACACGCAAUUAGAGCAUGUAAAAUAUCCUGUAUUUGGUAGCGGUCGGCAUGGCUCAAAAAGAAGGAAUAAUAGAGAGGGGAAAGUUGUCAUUUACAAUAGUGACUCUAUAGUAGAGAACAGAGGAUCAGAUGAGAAUGGAUCAAGUGUGCAGGAAAGUGACUUUUUAUGUUUUAAUGGAGAUCUUCAUUCUGGAGGAGGAAUUGGGGGUCAGAAGAUUAUUGAUGAGGAACAUGACUGUCUGAAAUCUGAAAGAGAUCAAUGUCCAAUAGAUAAGUCAAAAUGGCAUUUGCCUUGUGAUUCUCCAAAAUCAUCAAUAAAAGUAGAAGAAAAAAAUUUGACCCAAAGACAUUCUAGUGAAGAGACAAUCUGCACAUUUAUAAAUGAAGCUAAAUCCCAUGAUAGCAGCUCAAUUAAAAUGGAUGCAUCUCAGGAAGUUUGCGAAGAGAGUACCCAUCAUAUUUGUGAUGUGCGCCAAAAAAAAAAAAUUGUUAGUUGUGAACAACUAGCUGCGAUCUCUGUGCAGGUUGGCAGUAGUUUAAAACAACCCGAAGAGUGUAGAACAAAUACACAGGCCAUUGUUGGAACUGUUCUCGAGAUGGAGAAGAGUGAUGCUAAUAUGGGAUUGGAACCUGCAUUUGCUCAGGGUGUUCCUGUUUCUUUGCGGAAUUUACAGUACCGCAAAUAUAUUGAGCAAGAAAAUGCGUUACUUGAUAUUAAAGAAGGGUCACUUGAGCCAAGCACUGUGAUGUUGCAGGAUGAAACAAGAAGCUAUCAUAAUGAAAUAGUGACAACAAAUAUAGAUUUGAAGGGGUGUGGAUUAUCAGGGAUGAGAAUGGAAGUUGCAGAUCCUCUUACAACAGAACACAGGGAUAAUGAUUUGCAUGAUACAGUUUCAGCAACAUCACAUGGCAACAUAACAAAAACAUUUGCAAAGCAGGAACCAGGUAAAAGGAAAGGAAAUGUAAAAGAGAAAUUUAAAAGUAAGCCAAGAUUGUCCACAACAGGUUUGGGAGUUGCAGAAGUAACGCUUGGAGGUUUAAAUCUAAGUCAGGAUGAACAAACUGUGAGGAAAGUGACAAAAAGCAGAUGUAAGAAGACAGUGAUAAGGGCUAGGACCCAAGGCAGGAAAUCCAAUUUGAAAAAUCGAAGGAGUCUUUUGUAUCGUGAUGGUAAUGAUCAGGUGGUAGUUGAUGAGGGUGUGCUCCCCAGAGAAGCAGAGAGAAAUUCUAAUUGUGAGAUACAGGAAACUUUCAACGGUGAGGGGAUGCAAACAUGCGUUAGAGAAGAGUCCAUUGUGAGUGCAAAAAUAGAAACAUUAGCACCUCGUGGUAAAGGCCAAGAGAGGAAAAAUCUAAAAAAUUGCAGAAGAGGCAACAUAAAAACAGAAUCCAUGUGUAGUAGUGUAAUGUGUGAGAGCAAGAGAAAAGCUACCAGACAAACAAAUAACAAUAGUGAGAAAAAACUGUUACGUGGUAAGAGCAGACAAGUUUGUAAUGGAUUGCAGAGUUCGACAAAAAGUAAUGGUAAACCUGGUAAAGGUUUGGAUAGCUUGUUGAGUAAGAAUGGUUUCAGCAAUCAGGAAACAUCACAGGGCAAGGCAGUCAGUGCGGACUUAAGUGGAAUGAAGGGUCAAUCAGAUUCUUGCACUGAUGCUGCCUCAUCUCUGAAGCUAGCAGACACCUCAACAAAUGAAGAAGACAAACAUGGAUUUUCAAGUUGCAAUCAUGAUUCUGAAGAUAAAAAUGCCAUAGAAACUUAUUUCCCUGAGAGACAAGGGAUAGCAGGAUGCAACAAUGAAGCAGCUGGAGAGGAUGUUUCGAGUAAUGUUAAUAAGGGAGAAGCAAACAGAACUUUAAAUAUGAUAAAAUAUGAUGGGAGUGUAGAGAGAGGCUGUGGAUCACCAAGAGUGGGAUGGGUGGCAUGUGAUGAUUGUCAGAAGUGGCGCUGCAUAGCUGUGGAGCUUAUUGAUGCUAUUCGCGAAACCAAUUGUAAAUGGACUUGUCAGGAUAAUCCAAAUAAAGAAUUUGCUGAUUGUUCUAUACCUCAAGAAAAGUCAAAUGCGGAAAUCAAUGCAGAUUUGAAUAUAUCAGAUGUCUCUUGUGAAGAGGGAGAUUGCACUGGAGCACCAGGGAUAUCAAAGUAUUCGGCAUCCAUGCAAGCCCGAGAUCCUCAUCAAGCGUUUUGGACGCUUAUCAAGCACAAUAGGAUUUUACAUCGUAGCCGUAAAACUCAGGCAAUUGAUGAGAUUAUGGUUUGCCAUUGCAAACCUCCUGAAGAUGGGAGCUAUGGUUGUGGAGAUGAAUGCCUGAAUCGAAUGCUUAAUAUUGAAUGUGUCAAAGAGGCAUGCCCAUGUGGGGAUCUGUGUUCAAAUCAGCAGUUCCAGAAAAGACUAUAUGCUGAAGUUAAGUUGUUGCGCUGUGGGAGGAAAGGUUUUGGGUUACAAGUACUUCAAGAAGUAACAAAGGGAUUAUUUAUCAUUGAAUAUGUUGGAGAGGUGCUAGACAUGCAGGCAUAUAAUGCUCGCCAAAAGGAAUAUGCUUUGAGAGGUCAAAGGCAUUUCUAUUUCAUGACAUUAGAUAGCAACGAGGUAAUUGAUGCUUGUGUGAAAGGAAACUUGGGGCGAUUUAUUAAUCAUAGUUGUGAUCCUAACUGUCGGACGGAAAAGUGGAUGGUGAAUGGAGAAGUUUGUAUUGGGCUUUUUGCAAUACGGGACAUUAAGAAGGGAGAGGAGCUCACAUUUGAUUACAACUAUGUCCGAGUCUUUGGUGCUGCAGCAAAGAAGUGCGAGUGCAGUUCAUCUGAGUGUAAAGGUUUUAUUGGUGGUGACCAAUCUACCCCAGCAAUUGUUGUACCAAGUGAACCAGAUGAUGACUACCCAGUACCAGUGAUGCUUAAUGAGGAAAGUGAAAAUGACAAUGCUCAAAAGAAUCUUGUGCGAUCUCCUAAAGUACACAGUCUAUCUGAUAGUUUUGUACCAGAAGGACGCUCAUUACAGCGUACUGAAAGAAAGGGCCAAUGGACAUCGGAUCAACAUGAAAAGCAGGUUGAAGUCUCUAGUAAUCGUGAUAUGGAUCGUUUGGUUGGUGUAACUGCUAUAGGAAACAUUACCAAUAUGAAGAAGUCUAUGACUCAAACAAAUUUAGGACGUUUUGAAGGAGUGGAAGAAAAGCUCAAUGAAAUGCUGGAUAGUGAGGGUGGAAUUUCUAAACGCAAGGAUGCUGCAAAACAUUAUUUGAAGCUUUUGCUUGUGACAGCAGCAUCAGGAAAUACUUCAAAUGGAGAGGCUUGUCACAGCACAAGAGAUCUUUCUAUGGUUCUGGAUGCUCUUCUCAAAACAAGGUCACGUAGUGUUUUAAUUGACAUAAUGAAUAAAAAUGGUUUGCAAAUGCUACAUAACAUGCUUAAGCAAAAUCGUAAUGACUUUAGCAAGACUCCAAUAAUCCGGAAGCUGCUUAAGGUCUUAGAAUUUCUUGGGACAAAAGAUGUUCUCACUAUAGAAAACAUCAACUCCGAUCCUCUUUGUAGAGGCAGGGAAAGUUUAAGAGCAUCCAUAUGUGCUUUGACAGGCCACUCUGAUUGGCAGGUUCAACAAAUUGCUCGGUCUUUUCGAGAUAAUUGGAUGCCUCAUCCCAUAAAGAUCUUAAGAAGCAAUGAGAGAUCGAUACCUAGUGAAUCUGGGAUAACAGUCAGUGAUCACCCCAACAACAGGAGUAAGUUCACUGCCAAGCGUCAAAAAAAUUUCUUUCCAAGAGACACAGAUGCAAUAGAUUGUACCAGUCAAAUAUCCCCAGAGCCAGAAAAUUCUGCAUGGCGUCCUGUUACUCGGUCAGACGAACAUGAGGUCAGCCAUGAUAGUCAUGACAAUUUUCCAGUACAAGAUAGCACCAAGAAACUGAGUGAAGAGCAUAUUUCGGGCCAGAUGAAAGGGAUGAGGCCUAGAAAGAGAAAAAGCCGUUGGGAUCAACCAGUAGAGUCAAACGUACACCAAGUUUUCUCGCAAACGACCUUGGCGAGUGAGGAAGGAAAAGUAAAGCAGGGGAAGGAAUCUGACUCUCUCAUCUCUCCCUCUGAGAGAGCGAAUACUCCUGGAGCAAGGCAGGAUGCUUUGACAAAAGGAUUCAGAUUACCUUCUGAGGAAAAGUCUGUGACCAUAGCUGAUAAAAAUGUUCCUUUUACAGACCCUAUGUGUCAGUCUGCCCCACCUUCUCAUCAAGACAUGCCUAUGUUAAAUGGGUCUAACACACUUGUAAAAGAACAAUCUUCUUUUCAAUCUGCCAUGCAACAAGCCACACAGUUGCCUGGACAUUCACAUUUUUGCUUGGGCUCCAAAUCCACACCCUUGUGCCCGACAGUUAUGCCUUCUGCACAACCUUUCACGAUGGGUCAUCCCCAAGGAAAAGUUGUGCUAGGAUUUGCAGUAGGGAAGUCCCAUGGGUGUAUCCUGCCACAUAUGCCACUUUCAUAUGGUAUACCUUUAUCACUUCUGGAGCAACUGGGAAGAACACCUAAUGCAAAAGUUGGUAGUGUGGUCCAGCCAUUGUCACCUCCUACGUUACAUUGUGAAUGGAAUAGCAACUCAGUAGCAGCACCUAUGCUGCCAAAUAUUUCUUAUCGACCCUUUAUAGGGCAGUCUGUAGUUGGAGGGUUCCCUCAUACUCUGCAUCAUCAAAUGCGGCCAUCUAACAUGCCAUUAGCAAUGCAAGCGGCUCAUUUAUUACAAAGUGGGAGACGGCAACCUUUGGAAAUGCAUCCAAGAGAGCUUUUGGGGCAGCAUAUAUCUGUUAAUCCAGGCUAUGUGCAGUCAGAGCCACCUGUACCAGGAUUGUCACCAAGAGUGUCUUCCGUGAAUCCUCAAAACAACAAUCGGCCAGGAAGAGGAAGAAACAAGACAACACAUGGCCAAAUGUUGAAGCCAUUAAAGAGGCAAUGGAAAAAUCCAAAGUCUAAUUUUCGGACAUUCUCAAAAUUCAAUGGGAACUCUGAUAGAAAAUAUAAGGAUUGUUUUCAUCCAAGAAAACCAUUAUCAUUCAAGUCUACGUGGAAAGGUAGAUUUUCUUCUCAUCUUCAUGCCGAUCAGAACCUACAACAUUUGCCAAAUGGAAACAUUCUUGAUUUAAAAAACGAGCAGCAAAAGUUAGAGAAUAUGAACAGUGCAAAUUUCUCGAAGGGUGUAAGCAAUAAUUUUCCUACAUUUAAUUGAAACAAAUACUUUUCCAUUUGUUACCCGAGCAACUUGAUGUUGCUAUAUAUCUUAUUCUCAUUUUUAUAAACAUGACAGCCUUUGAAUUCAAAGCUGUUUAAAUGACAACCAAUAUUAUUGGGUCUGUAUAGCAUCAUUUGGAAAGUAGUCAUUUAAAGAAUGUUUGUGAAUUUUCUGAGUUUGGAGUCAAAUCAAAAGCUGGCGUUAGCAUGAUUGCUACUGCAGUAUAUUUCUCAA